AUGUCUGAGCUCUUCACCGUUCCCAUCGCCACCGGCGGCCAGUUCGUCUGCACAACCGCCACCAAGGAGGAAAAAGACCGCAACAUCUACCUGCUCACAUUCACCUCGCCGGCCGAUAACCGGUUGACGCCGGAGUUUCUCGAGGCAUUUUUGACGUCGCUCGAUAUUCUGGAGCAUCGCUUUGACAAGGGCGUUGUCAUCACGACGAGCGGGAUUGAAAAGUUCUUUAGCAAUGGACUGGACUUGGCAAAGGCGUUGUCGAUGGAAGGGUUUUUUGACAAUUGUCUGUAUAAAUUCUUUCGCCGGUUGUUGACAUUCCCCAUGCCGACUGUCGCACUGAUCAAUGGGCAUGCCUUUGCUGGCGGAUUCAUGACGGCCAUGUAUCAUGACUACCGCGUGCAGAACCCCAAGAGAGGUUUCCUCUGUCUGAAUGAGAUCGUGCUUCAGAUUCCUCUGACGACUCCCAUGCGCACUGUCUUCCUUGACAAAGUUAAGGAUGCGCCCACCAUCCGGUCUAUCAUCGUCGAGGGCAAGCGGUUCUCGGCGCAAGAGGCUCUCGGUGCUGGGAUCGUUGACUCGCUCGGUGGGCUGCAGGAGGCUGUCAAGCUCAUCCAUGACAGGAAUUUGUUGGACAUUGGCAAGUCGUCUGCUUUUGUUGCUCUCAAGGAAGGCCUUUGGAGCCGGACGCUAGAGGCCAUCGACAACAAAAAGGCAAACGAAGCCUUUGAUGCGCGCGUACAAGAGUGGAAAGACACAUACUCGACCGAGGCGCAGAAACGAGUUCAACAGUGGGAAGGACAGAAGGGAUCAAAACUAUGA
This is a messenger RNA of Talaromyces rugulosus, 819 nucleotides long. RefSeq lists its product as uncharacterized. Gene Ontology annotation, biological process: fatty acid beta-oxidation. Bases 1 to 819 code for a protein of 272 amino acids. Lineage: Eukaryota; Fungi; Ascomycota; Eurotiomycetes; Eurotiales; Trichocomaceae. The transcript is spliced from 2 exons. Gene Ontology annotation, molecular function: delta(3)-delta(2)-enoyl-CoA isomerase activity; enoyl-CoA hydratase activity. The record is from RefSeq and is a predicted model, not a curated record. Gene Ontology annotation, cellular component: peroxisome.